GAAUUUCGCUCCUUUCGUGGGCGAGACCCGGGGAAAGAAAGCCAGAAGAGUAUACCAUGGGGCAAACAGUGAAGGAAGAGUCAAUGGAUGCCAAGAAGGAGAAUCAAGAGAAAGCUCCUCAAUCAAGCACAUCUGUGCAAAAUGGUCAUAUGGUGGUAGAAUUUCAGUUAGGACCUCGAGUAUCCUGGUUACCAGUGAAAUAUCCUGGCCAGUUGAAUUUUGGAGCAAGGGAUCUGUUUUCACUUUUGACAAAGAUGAUUUUCAGUGGGAGAAUUACUUGAAAGAGACUGGUUCUUUAAGUGCUCCUUCAGAGUGUUUUAGACAGUCUCAGAUUCCACCAGCCAAUGACUUCAAGGUUGGUAUGAAACUGGAAGCCCAUGAUCCUCGAAAUACUACUUCGAUAUGUAUUGCAACAGUCGUCGGCACUACUGGUGCCAGGCUUCGUUUAAGAUUGGAUGGCAGUGAUAAUAGAAAUGAUUUUUGGAGGCUUGUCGAUUCUCCUGACAUUCAGCCUGUUGGGACAUGUGAGAAGGAGGGGGACUUACUUCAGCCUCCACUGGGGUACCAGAUGAAUGCGUCAUCUUGGCCGAUGUUCCUUUUGCGAACAUUGAAUGGAUCUGAAAUGGCACCUGCAACAUUCUUUAAGAAGGAACCACCAAAGCCACCUCUAAAUAAUUUUAAAGUGGGAAUGAAACUGGAAGCUAUAGAUAGAAAAAAUCCGUAUCUCAUCUGCCCUGCAACGAUUGGAGAUGUUAAAGGAGAUGAAGUUAAUAUCACAUUCGAUGGCUGGAGUGGAGCAUUUGAUUACUGGUGCAAGUAUGAUUGUCGAGAUAUUUUCCCAGUUGGGUGGUGUCGCCUGACAGGAGAUGUACUACAACCACCAGGAACUAAUGUUUCCAUUACCAAGAAUAUAGCCAAACCAACCCAGCGUUCAAUGCAGACUUCACAGAAAACUGCUAUAAUAUUACCAACACAGCAGAUCAAGAAAUCAGGUCGGGCUAAACCAUCAAUCCCCAAGAAGAGAACUUCUGUUAAAAAUCCCAUACCAAGGAAAAAAGGUACAACCUCAGGAAGAAAGGAAAGGCUUUUUCCUGCUUUUUGUUCCACCUCUUCAGCUUCUAUAAGUGUACUAGCCAGAGAACGUGGCUUUUCAUAUGAUAAGAAUGUCUAUUCUGGGAUGUCUAAAAUAGUGAUGUCCACAGUCUGUGUCUAUAUAAAUAAAAAUGGAGACUGUGGCCCUCACUUGGAUCAGAAGAAAAUCCAGCAACUGCCUGACCACUUUGGCCCGGGCCCGGUUAAUGUGGUUCUUCGGCGGACCGUGCAGGCCUGUGUGGAUUGUGCCUUUCAAAGUAAGACUGUUUUUGGAUUCCUUAAGCCAGAUCAUCGUGGAGGAGAAGUGAUAACUGCCACCUUUGAUGGGGAAACUCGUUCCAUCCAGCUCCCUCCAGUGAAUAGUGCGUCAUUUGCGCUUCGUUUUCUUGAGACCUUGUGCCACAACCUGCAGUGUGAUAAUCUUUUGAGUAGCCAGCCUUUUAGCUCUUACAGAGGUAAUACCCAUAGCCCUGCAGAACAUGAUAAAAAUAAAUCAGUAAAAGAAGACAUAGAAAACAAAGGCAUCAAACGACCUUCUGAGCAACCUCUACCUUAUGUUGUUCCGCUCUCUCCUAAGCUGCCCAAAACAGCAGUGCAAGCCACUAAAGAGGAACCAUUGUCUUCUGAGGGCAGUAGCAUGCCCAAAGAGGAGAAGCUUUCUGACGAUUCCAAGAAUCCACCACUAAAUCCAACAAGUUUGAAUCCUGUGUGCAGAAAUCCUAUAAGCAUACCUACUGCAGUCUCGAAGAAUUUUUCUCUAAGUAUGCCAGGCACCUCAAGUUCAGCACUAUUGGGGACCACAUCAUCCACCAAGAGUAGUUACCAUGAAGUUAAAUUCCAAGUGCAGAGGAAAAGUGAAGCUCCAAGUUAUAUAGCUGUACCUGACCCCAGUGUCCUGAAACAAGGCUUCUCUAAGGACCCUUCAACCUGGUCUGUGGAUGAAGUGAUACAGUUUAUGAAACAUAAAGAUGCUCAAAUAUCAGGCCCCCUCGCCGACCUCUUCAGGCAACAUGAGAUUGAUGGAAAGGCUUUGCUACUACUCAAGAGUGACAUGAUGAUGAAGUAUAUGGGACUGAAGCUGGGGCCAGCACUAAAGUUAUGUUACUACAUUGAAAAACUUAAAGAAGGAAAAUACAAUUGAAAAAAAAUGUGUAAGUUUAGAUUGGACAUAAUUCUCAGUGAUAUGGAUAACUUCUUAAUUUAAAGGGUAUUUUAUUCUCUUAGUUUUUGUUAAGUAGCCGGUUCCUCUAAAAAUAUAUCCAGAAUCGCAGAACUACGUUAUGGUCCAAUCUACGUCUUUAGAAACCAUUUAACAUGUUAGUAUUAGUAUAUUAGAAUAUUCAAAUUGGACAUUAGUUUUUUUAUGUCUUUUUAUUAUUUUUAUUUACAAAUGUACUUCAUGCAGGAAACAAACACCUUCGAUUUUGGUCAAUAUUUAUAUAGAGAACCAAAACAGCUAAAUCCCAAAGGGGGAAUGUACCAGUAACUGACAAGUUUUCUAUUGGAAUUCAUGAGAAAUUUUCCUUAGGAAAGAAUGUAAGGAUGCACUAUACAUAUCAUCUCUUUCUCAGAUGUUUGAUGUCUGUUACUGCUACCUUGUGCUCUACCAGUGUCUAGAAAGGAAAUAGCCAUAUAAAUUAUUUUCCUUUCGUUAUUGUUUCUCUGUAUGUUUUAUCUGUUCAUAUUUAAAAAAAAAAAGCAAGGUUAUAAACUUUCAUAAAGUGUUCUUACCAGUUUUUGAUACAUUUUGAACAAUUAUAGGAUAAAUACAAUAGUUGUUUUAUGCAAGAGACCUACUACAAGGGGGGUAUUUGGAGAAGUCCGAAUACAUUUUUUCAAUAAUAUAUCUAUUCUUUUAAAACUUUACGUAUUUUCACUAUGAUAAGACAUUUAACUAAACAUUCAUUUCUCACAUAUAUAUGAAUAUACACCUGUGCCCAAAUUUUAAAAAUAUAUAUAUUUUAUUGUUUGUGGUUUAUUCCUCAUAUGAAACUAUACCAUAUUUAUGUUAUUCUACAAAUCUGUAUUUUUUUUGAAUUUAAUAUGGCACUUUGCACUGCCACAGAGGUGAUGAUAAACUGUGUAUAUAGUUAGAUGUUAUAUUCUCUGAAAAACGUGUAUCAUUUGCUAUCACUAAUACCUCUCAGCUCAGUCUUCAGGGGUUAAGAAACAGUCUGUAGAUUGGUUUCCAUACAGGGAAGUUCUCUGUCCUAUGCAAUGUUGUUAGUUUGCUUAGUUCUGAGCCAGUUAUUCUGCUAAAUUUUGAAAGAUGUAUUAGUUCUGACUUAACCAUUUUGGGCUUCAUAUUUAAAGUUAGAACUUUUAAGGGGAAAUGGUGCUAUAUGUUUAUUAUUACUUUGUAUAACUUUUGGUGUAAUGUUUGUAAGCUAUGAGAAUCUGCUAAAAAGUAAUAGCCAUUUGUUGUAAAUGCCCGUAAAAUAUACACCAGGGGCAAGAAUGUACAUUUUCUCUUUUAGGAAACCAAAUGUACUUUAUACAAGAAUGCAACUAUUUAAAGAGUAAUUUCAUCUAUGUUGUUCCUUUUGUGUUAUAAGACAAAAUUCUAAUUUAAACUUGGCCUUCCUUCAAAUUGUUUGUAUGAAGAUGCUGUGCCCAGCUGAACAGUCCUCAGGUGUUUGUAUUAAUAUUGUUCUACAGUUUUCAGAUUUUAAAAUAUAAUAAAGUUAAAUAACUACAACAGUUAAU
Talpa occidentalis (Iberian mole) is the source of this 3798-nucleotide messenger RNA. It is a transcript of the gene SCML2, whose product is annotated as Scm polycomb group protein like 2. The transcript has 16 exons. Lineage: Eukaryota; Metazoa; Chordata; Mammalia; Eulipotyphla; Talpidae. The coding region runs from base 362 to 2233 and encodes 623 amino acids. Gene Ontology annotation, cellular component: nucleus. The record is from RefSeq and is a predicted model, not a curated record. Gene Ontology annotation, biological process: regulation of DNA-templated transcription. Gene Ontology annotation, molecular function: protein binding.